Molecule: messenger RNA, 4726 nt
Organism: Manduca sexta (tobacco hornworm)
Lineage: Eukaryota; Metazoa; Arthropoda; Insecta; Lepidoptera; Sphingidae
Gene: glu
Product: structural maintenance of chromosomes protein 4
Exons: 24
Coding region: 197-4060 (1287 amino acids)
Biological process (GO): mitotic chromosome condensation
Cellular component (GO): chromosome
Molecular function (GO): protein binding; ATP binding; ATP hydrolysis activity
Source: RefSeq, a predicted model, not a curated record
GUUAGUUAAAUCAAUAAACCAUAACGUAACACUAACUGUCACAUUAAAAUAACCGCGUUUCAAAAUGUAAACAUAGCUUAUUUGACACAUAAAUAUUAAACCGUCGUUGUUUUAAAAGUUUUACUUUUAUUGUAUUAAAUAUAUCUUCAAGUUACAAAUAGAAUCUAUAAAAUCCUCCUUCGUGAAAAACUGCGCCAUGGAAACCUCACGAAAAAGACGGCGCGAUGCGGAACCAAUGGAGGUAGAUGAACCACCGAACGGAGAAGCCCAUGGCAGCGACAAUAAUCCAUUAAACGAUGAAAUAGGCCAUAUAUCUGAUGACGAAGAAGGUGGAGUGCGUAUAGGCGACAUUUACAUCCCUCCGGCGCCGAAACCCGCGCUAACUUUCGACUGUACAGGACCGCGCCUAAUUAUCACUCAUAUUGUGAACGAAAAUUUUAAAAGCUACGCUGGUAUUCAGACUCUAGGACCUUUUCAUAAGAGCUUCACUGCAAUUAUAGGUCCAAAUGGCAGCGGAAAGAGCAACGUAAUAGACUCAAUGUUGUUCGUAUUUGGAUACAGAGCAACAAAGAUCCGUUCUAAGAAGAUCUCCGUGUUGCUGCAUUCUUCAAGCAAACAUCCAAAUAUCACAAGCGCUACCGUCGCUGUACAUUUCUGCCAAAUCAUCGAUGGGGAAGGAGAAGAAUUUACUGUGGUGCCGAACACUGAGAUAGUGGUAUCGCGUACGGCAUUCAAGGAUAAUUCAUCAUAUUACACAUUGAAUAACAAAAAGGUGCAGUUCAAAGAAGUGGCCAAAAUGCUGCGAUCCCACGGUAUUGAUUUGGAUCAUAAUAGGUUCCUUAUUCUGCAGGGAGAAGUCGAACAAAUUGCUAUGAUGAAACCGAAGGCGCAAACAGAGCAUGAAUCUGGCAUGUUGGAGUAUUUAGAGGACAUCAUCGGCACGUCUCGGUACAAGGUACCCAUAGAAAAGUUAUCAAUAAAAGUGGAAGAAUACACGGAGAUGCGCAAAGAGAAGCUAAACAGGGUCCGUCUGGUGGAACAAGAGAAACAGAGAUUGGAGCAGCCAAUGAGAGAGGCGGUGGAGCAGAUGAAUCUCACCAACGCAACUCUCAGAACUAGGAAUAUGUUGCUACAGAAGUACAUUCAUGAAACUAACAAAAUAAUAGAAGCCAAGGAGAAAGAAAUGAACGAAUUGAAAGAAACACUCGCAAAAAUAGAUGAAGUAUUGAAUAAAAUUAAAGAAGAUUUACAUGAAAAAACUACAGUACUCAAUAAUGGUACACAGAAAUAUGACAAACUGCAAAAACAGAAAGAAGAAGUGGCAGAGAAAUUGCAGAGUUGUAAGAAAAAAUUGGUCACAAUCCAAGCGGACACGACGCAGUCCAACAAAAAGAAGAAAAAUCUGGAACAACUGAUUGAACAGGAGAAAGGGAAACUCAUUGAACUGGAAUUGGUACCAGACAAAAACAAGCGCGAGAUAGAAGACUGUGAGAAGUUAUUGGUAAAGCACGAAGAGAGUAAGAAGAAUGCUGAGGAAGAACUGCAGAGUGUUGUGGCGGGUGUCAGAGCAAAAACUCAAGGGUUACAAGAAACAAAAGAUAAGUUACAAUCUAAACUAAUGGAGCUGAAAAAGAUUGUAGACGAAACCAAUAAAAAUUACAAAUUGGCCGAAUCUGAAUUGAAGAUUUACUUGAGUACUGAACAAAAGGAAGCUGAGAAAUUGGAGAAACUAAAGGAGGCUUAUGCAAAGGCUGUCAGUGAUUUGGAAGAGAAGAAAAUCUUACAGCAGGAGUUAGUAGCGUCGGUGCCGUCCAACGACAAGUUAAUGAAUGAACUGCGGUCACAGCUGCACGCGUUGAAGAAGGAAGAGUCUAGCAUAUGCAACGAGGCCAGGGUUUUGAGAGCUCAAUUAGAAGAGUCGAAGCAGGCAAUGAGUGCAAAUAAAUCCAGGGGCAGAGUGCUGGACGCUCUAAUGAGGGAGAAGAGGAAUGGCAAGAUACCUGGCAUAUUUGGAAGAUUGGGCGACCUCGGCGGCAUCGACCGUAAGUACGACGUCGCCAUAUCGACAUGUUGCGGCGCGUUGGACAACAUCGUGGUGGACUCGGUGGACACUGCGCAGGCCUGCGUGGAGUUCCUCAAGCGGCAUGACGUCGGCCGCGCCACCUUCAUAGCACUCGACAAACAGCAGCAUCUCUUGCAGCAUAUACAGAGGAGGAGCAGCUUUCCAGAAAACGCGCCCCGCCUCUUCGAUCUGGUCAAAGUGAAGGACGAGCGUGUGCUGCCCGCGUUCUACUACGCGUUGAGGGACACGCUGGUCGCUAACGACCUGGAGCAGGCGACCAGGAUCGCGUACGGCGCUACCAGGUACCGCGUGGUCACACUGAACGGUGACGUCAUAGAGAUUGCUGGCACGAUGUCGGGCGGCGGCCGCAGCACGCUGCGCGGGCGCAUGUCGAGCGCCGCCGCCGACACCUGCGACCUCGAGCCCGAGCAGCUGCGCGCCAGCGAGGACAGGCUCGCACAGCUCGACACCAGGCUAACAGAGAUCCGAAGUGAAGAGUCGAGUCUAGAAGAUUCUCUAGCGUCACUGCAAAGGACUACACACGAAGGCAAGACGAGACUGAACAAAUUAGACGUCGAGUUAAAGAAUUUAACUGAACAAGUGCCCGUUUUGAAGGGCCAAAUAAAGCAGCAAGAGGCCAGAGCGGCGUCGAGUAAGGUCGACGCGAGACACAAGGCUAAGUUGGAGGACACGCUGAAGGCGUCCGAGGAGAAAUUGAACAAGGCGAAGCAUGAUGCUGGGGAGGUGGAAAACGAAGUGAGCGGAGUGGACGCCCAGAUAUCGGCCAUAGCCGGCGACAAAGUCAAAGACCUGCAGAAAAAAGUCGAUGAAAUAGCCAAAAAGAUCGACAAAGUGUCCACCGAGAUCACCAAACUGAAAGUCGCAAUCAACACAAGUGUGAGGAACGCAAAAAAAUCCAAAGACAAAAUAAACCAAAUGGAGUCGGAUUUGAAGGAAACCGAGAAGAAUUUGGAGAAUUACAGUAAUCAGAAAAAACAGUUAACGUUGGAAAGUUCUCAGCAUCAAAAGGAAUUGGAAGAGUUAGAAGAGCAAAUUAGCGAAGGCGUGGGUGAAUUCUCCGACUUAAAGAAGGAAAUAGCGCAAUUACAAAGCAAAGAGAACAAAGUGAAAAGCGAACGCUUGGAGGCCAACAACGCGGUCGGUAAGAUGGAGAAAUCCGUUGACGAUUGCAAGAGCAAGCCGCCAAAGUGGGAGAGAGAGCUACAAACCUUAAAACUAGAAGACCCUGGACUAGAAGGUAUCCCUGGUAUCGAAAGACCGGCGCCUCUGGACACGCACACGCCGGAGGAACUCGAGGAGGCGUCUGUAGAAGACCUGAGGAACAAGCUGGCCGCUCAGAAAGCCCGGCUAGGCGAUGCGAAGCCUAACAUACAGGCUAUACAGGAUUACAAAACGAAAGAGGAGCUGUAUCUAAAGCGAGCGGCUGAGUUGGAUGAGAUAACGACAAAACGAAAUGAUAUGAGAGCGCUCUACGACCAGCUCCGGAAGAAACGCACCACCGACUUCUUAUGCGGUUUUAACACGAUAACGGCUAAACUGAAGGAAAUGUAUCAAAUGAUAACGUUAGGAGGUGACGCGGAGUUAGAACUAGUUGAUUCUUUGGAUCCGUUCAGUGAAGGAAUUAUAUUUAGUGUUCGACCUCCAAAUAAAUCGUGGAAGAACAUAUCUAAUUUGUCCGGGGGAGAGAAGACGCUGUCGUCGCUGGCUCUGGUGUUCGCGCUGCACUACUACAAGCCGACGCCUCUGUACGUCAUGGACGAGAUAGACGCCGCGCUCGACUUUAAAAACGUGUCCAUCGUGGCUAAUUAUAUUAAGGAACGCACGAAGAACGCCCAAUUCAUAAUAAUAUCGCUGCGGUACAACAUGUUCGAGAUGUCGAAUCGUCUCGUGGGUAUAUACAAGACAGAGGAUUGCACCAAAUCGGUCACGAUUGAGAAUAAAAUUCCGGAGCCGGCAACCAUUGAUGCUCAAGGAUAGACGGUUACUUAAGGCUUAAUGCCCUGAUGCGAACGGAUACCAGAAUAUACAGGGUCAUUUUGACACUGCGUUUGUAAUGAAACCACAUACUUAUCUACUUGGAAAUAACACUUUACAAUAAGUUACUUGAGCUGUAGAUGUAAAAUAAAAAAGUUUAAGUUUCGAACAAAAUAAAUAUUAAUAAAAACUACUACUACUCUAAGAGAAUUCGUUGCAGCGGCAACAUCAUACUUUCAGGCAGAUAUACACUCACGCACGCCAUAUUCGCUUUAAACUACAAAAUGAUCAAAAAAUCAGAAACUAAAACCAGGAUUUUUGGUGAAAAUAUUAGUAAUUAAUGGAUGACUUUUGGUACAAAGUCAGCAAAGGUGAAGACGAGUAUGUGGUUUCAUUUAGUAACGCAAUGUCAAAUUUACCCUGUAUAUUUUUGCUUAUAUAAUGGUAAUUGUGAUUCUUUAUUGUUGUAAAAACUAUUAGAGUUGCAGUGAAGAAAGUGAUCUUUAAUUAUUGUUUUAUUAAUGCGUGUAAAAUUGCUACUUGAUCCCAGAUAUCUAAAACAUAUUUUGUGUGCUUUAUUUUGUGAAAUUCGAUAAGGAUUUCCCGGCAUGUUGCUAAUUUUAAUAAAUAAGUAUGUACAUUACUUUAAAAUAAAUAAUGUUACUGUUU